UGCUAAAAAGAAGAAGAUGGCUGAUAAAAUUCUACCUCAGAGGAUUCGUGAACUUGUACCUGAGUCUCAGGCCUACAUGGACCUUCUGGCCUUUGAAAGGAAAUUGGACCAGACCAUCAUGAGGAAGCGCUUGGAUAUCCAGGAGGCUUUGAAGAGACCCAUUAAGCAAAAACGAAAGCUGCGUAUUUUUAUCUCCAAUACCUUCAAUCCAGCCAAGUCAGACGCGGAGGAUGGGGAAGGGACAGUGGCCUCCUGGGAGCUCCGGGUGGAAGGACGGCUGCUGGAAGAUUCUGCUUUGUCCAAAUAUGAUGCCACCAAGCAGAAAAGAAAGUUCUCAUCCUUCUUUAAAUCUCUGGUCAUUGAACUUGAUAAAGACCUGUAUGGCCCUGACAAUCACCUAGUAGAGUGGCACAGGACUGCUACAACUCAGGAGACAGAUGGCUUUCAGGUGAAGAGGCCAGGAGAUGUAAAUGUGCGCUGUACCGUCCUCCUGAUGCUGGAUUACCAGCCUCCGCAGUUCAAACUGGAUCCUCGCUUGGCUCGUCUCUUGGGGAUUCACACCCAGACCCGGCCAGUGAUCAUCCAGGCACUGUGGCAGUAUAUCAAGACCCACAAGCUCCAGGACCCUCACGAGAGGGAAUAUGUCAUCUGUGACAAAUACCUCCAGCAGAUAUUUGAAUCCCAGCGGAUGAAGUUCUCCGAGAUCCCACAAAGGCUUCAUGCAUUGCUUAUGCCCCCAGAGCCGAUCAUCAUCAAUCAUGUGAUCAGUGUUGACCCAAACGACCAGAAGAAAACAGCUUGCUAUGACAUUGAUGUGGAGGUGGAUGAUACCUUGAAAACUCAGAUGAAUUCCUUUCUGCUAUCCACAGCCAGUCAACAGGAAAUUGCUGCUCUGGAUAACAAGAUCCAUGAAACAAUAGAGACAAUUAACCAGCUGAAGACCCAGCGGGAGUUCAUGCUGAGCUUUGCCCGAGAUCCUCAGGGCUUCAUCAACGACUGGCUCCAGUCCCAGUGCCGGGAUUUAAAGACAAUGACUGAUGUUGUUGGGAAUCCGGAAGAGGAGCGUAGAGCCGAGUUCUACUUCCAGCCGUGGGCUCAGGAAGCUGUGUGCAGAUACUUCUACUCCAAGGUGCAGCAGAGACGGCAGGAACUGGAGCAGGCCCUGGGAAUCCGUAACACAUAGAUGCUCUGCUCCUCCCCACCAGAA
Nestor notabilis (Kea) is the source of this 1207-nucleotide messenger RNA. It is a transcript of the gene SMARCD1, whose product is annotated as SWI/SNF related, matrix associated, actin dependent regulator of chromatin, subfamily d, member 1. The transcript is spliced from 11 exons. The annotation marks the transcript as partial. Gene Ontology annotation, biological process: regulation of transcription by RNA polymerase II. NCBI's taxonomy places the organism in Eukaryota, Metazoa, Chordata, Aves, Psittaciformes, Psittacidae. Gene Ontology annotation, cellular component: SWI/SNF complex; nucleus. The record is from RefSeq and is a predicted model, not a curated record.